Messenger RNA from Eublepharis macularius, 13244 nucleotides. Its product is annotated as IgGFc-binding protein-like. The transcript has 38 exons. The coding region runs from base 12 to 13244 and encodes 4410 amino acids. Gene Ontology annotation, molecular function: protein binding. The record is from RefSeq and is a predicted model, not a curated record. Gene Ontology annotation, biological process: cell-matrix adhesion. Lineage: Eukaryota; Metazoa; Chordata; Lepidosauria; Squamata; Eublepharidae.
UGGCUUUAGUGAUGCAAGUACCGUCCUUGGGAGAAGCCACUGAGGCAGACAUGCUGCUCUACCCAUAUGGACCCAAACAUCAGGACGGAAGAACCCCCAAGGCAGAUGAUGGGGCAUCGCCUCAAAUCCCCAUCUCUGAGAACUUCUACUUCUUUGCCCAGAGAUUUCGGUCUCUUUAUGUGAACAAUAAUGGGGUGGUGUCAUUUGACAACCCUGUUAGCCAGUACACCCCUGAUCCCUUUCCACUGACUGAUGGCCGGGCAUUUGUGGCCCCGUUCUGGGCUGAUGUUGAUAACCGCAUCACAGGCGAGGUGUACUACAGGCAGAGCCAAGACGAGCAACUAUUGCAAAGAGUCACAGCUGACAUCAACACUUACUUCCCCCAUGAAAAGUUUAUGGCGACCUGGGUCUUUGUGGCCACCUGGGACCAAGUGGCUUUCUAUGGAUCCCUGUCCUCCAAGGUGAACACGUUCCAGGCUGUGUUAACCUCCAAUGGCGACCGAUCUUUUGUGAUGCUUCAUUACCGGGACAUCCAGUGGAUAUCAGGAAAAGCAAGUGGUGGAGAUGCAUUCACUGGCUUAGGAGGCACACCUGCCCAGGCUGGAUUUAACACUGGAGAUGCCAAAAACUACUUCAACAUCCCUGGGUCUUGGACGCCAAGCAUUGUUAAUGUCAGCUCAACAAGUAAUGUCAUGGACCCUGGGCGCUGGGUUUUUCAAGUGGACGUCUUUGCGGUGCCCAACGGCUGUGUGUAUAAAGCUCACUUUCUGUCAUUUGGUGCCAUCUUCUGGAGCGACGAGACCUGUGAAAACAAAUGCCAGUGCAAUUCUGAUGGCCACAGGGUGGUGUGCCAGGCUGGAGGGUGUGAAGCAGAUGAAAUCUGCCAGUCCGCUUCUUUAUACCAUCUGUGCCGGCCAGUCCAUAGGGCAACCUGCCAAGUCCUGAGUGGAUGGCAUUACACCACCUUUGAUGGGCAUCUGUAUAAUUUCCAAGGCUCCUGUACUUAUGUGCUGUCUCAGAUGUGUACGCCUUUACCCAGCCACAACCUGGAAUAUUAUCGGAUAGAGGCAAGUAUCCUGAUACCAGAGACAGACACGGGCACACCGCGCAUGGAAGGCUUGCGCAUGAUGGUUUAUGGUCAGGAGGUGGUCAUCACUACAGGCACCGCUGGGCAUGUCAUGAUCAAUGGGAUGAAGACCCUGCUCCCGGCAGCCCUUCUUGGUGGCAAAAUCCGAGUGCAUCAGAGCGGAUUCUCGACAAAGAUAACCACUGAUUUGGGGGUGGAAGUUUCCUACAAUGGGAAUCAACACGUGCAAGUGGCGGUUCCUGCUAGUUACCGCAAUGCCACCUGUGCCCUUUGUGGAACUUUGAAUGGGAACAUUGCCGAUGAGUUCUUGAUGCCGAGUGGCUCCUUAGCAACAUCCGCUGCUCAGUUUGCUGCAAGCUGGCAGGUGAAGGAUGGGGAACACCCGUGCGGGGACAUCCAAGAGCUGUCUCCUUGUCUUCCCGCUGAACUGGCUCGUUAUUACGGUCCCAACUACUGCGGCAUCCUGAAGAAGUCCCCUGGCCCAUUUGCCGCCUGCUCACAGGCCCUGCCUUCCUCCGGCUUCAUGGAGAGCUGCGCUUACAAUCUUUGCAUGUCCAAGGGCAACCAAACAGUGCUGUGUGAAAUUCUGCGUGUUUAUGCCGAAGGGUGUCAAGCAGCCAAUAUAACAGUGGGGCUGUGGAGAUCCAACCACUUCUGCGGAAUCACGUGUCCCAAGAACAGCCAUUAUGAACCUUGCUCAACUGCUUGCCCAGCCAGCUGCAUGGAUUCCAUUGCCCCUCUGUACUGCCUCGAGCCGUGUAAGGAAGGCUGCUUUUGUGACAAGGGUUACAUUCUGAGCGGAGGAACGUGCGUGCCCCUGAAUCGCUGUGGCUGUGUGUCGAAUGGCCAGUACUACCAAGUGGGCGAUGAGGUCGUCCUGACGGAUACCUGUAGCAAGCAAUGUUCCUGUCGGCAUCCUUCUCACCCCAUGGAGUGCCGGGACCAUGCCUGUGAGGCUCUGGAGAUAUGCAGAGUUGUGGGCGGGAUCCUGGGAUGUCACCCCGUGAAAUUCGGCAACAGCUGGGUCUUUGGAGAUCCCCAUUAUGUCACCUUUGAUGGGGUUGCAUUUGAUUAUGAAGGAGACUGCAGAUAUACUCUGAGCACCUACUGUGGACCUUUUGGCAAGCUCCCGAGCUUCACCAUCAAAGCAGAGAAUGAACGUCGAGGAUUCACUGUAGCUUCCUGGGUACGGCUGGUGGAGCUGGAGAUAUACGGAGAGAGCAUUGCUGUAGCAGCAGGGCAGUUUGGCAAAGUGCAGGUGAACGGCAGCCUGGUCAACCUCCCCAUUGUCCUUGCUGCUGGGAAGGUCUAUGCCUAUUUCAGUGGUUCCUCUGUAGUCCUCCAGGCCGAUUUUGGCCUCUCCGUCUCCUAUGACUGGUCGUAUCAUGUGUCCAUUUCUGUUCCUGAGACCUAUUCUGGUCUCCUCUGUGGCCUUGGUGGAAAUUUCAAUGGCAACCGGAACGAUGACUUCAGGUCUCCCAACGGCUCGGUGGUUCGGGAUGCAGUCGCUUUCGCCGAAAGCUGGAAAGACGCCUCCUGCCUUUCUCACAGCACAGCCGUCGGACUCUUGCCCACAUGCAACGAAACAGAACUAUCCCGGUACAGAUCCCGGAACUACUGUGGAGUUAUUAGUGAUGUGAAUGGGCCAUUUAAAGAGUGCCACAACUCUGCAGGUACUCAGUUCCACGUGGAAAGCUGUGUGAAGGAUAUGUGCAUUUCUCAGGGGAGCCACCAGAUGCUGUGUGAAGUCUUGCAGAGUUACGCUCAACAGUGUCAAAUUCGCGGCAUCACUAUUCAUCCGUGGAGGGAGAUCACUGGGUGUGAAUUGAACUGCCGUAACAACAGCCGGUAUAUGCUGUGCGGGUCUUCCUGUCCCACGACGUGUGCUGGCCCAGCAAUGGCACACCCCUGCAAGACUAAGUGCAUCGAAGGGUGUCAGUGCAAGCCCGGAUAUGUGCUGAGUGGCAUCCAUUGUGUGCCUCGGGAGCAGUGUGGCUGCACUCACAACGGAAGAUACUACCGGUCUGGGGAAACCUUCUGGCAAGGAGGAAGUUGCCAGAACUUCUGCAGAUGUAACGGUUCCACCCAUGCGGUUGAAUGUGCUAACUCCUCCUGCGGUCCUAGAGGAUUCUGUGGAACAGAGAAGAAUGUUUAUGGGUGCCACGCACUGCCACAGGGAAUCUGUCGGGUUUCAGGGCUUCUCCAUUAUACCACAUUUGAUGGUCAUCGUUAUGGUUUCCAGGGCACCUGCAAAUACAUCUUUGCUGAACUGUGUGGGGUACUACUGACAUCUUUACCCUUCUUUAGGAUUGAGGUUACGAACAAAAAGAUGCCCAAUGGGCCUUUGCCUGUGACAUCAGAAGUGUUUGUCCAAGUGAAGUCACAUCAGAUACAUCUGCAGAGAGGACUCCGAGGGACUGCCAAGGUUGAUGGCGUAACUGUGAACCUCCCAGUAAAUCUGGGUACAGGUGAAAUAGUUAUUUAUCCACAUGGAAUAUACACCAUCCUGAAAACAGAGUUUGGUCUGACUGUGAGCUUUGACCUGGACCACAGCCUGUUUGUCACCAUUCCCCCUGAAUACAAAGGCAAAACCUGUGGGCUGUGUGGGAAUUUCAACGGUGUUGCCGAUGAUGACUUGGUGAUGAGAAACGGCUCCCGAGAGAAGGAUGUCUUCAUUGUUGCCAGUGGCUGGAUGUCAGAGACUGUCCCCAGCUGUGACAAUGGCACCUCUGACUCUUAUCCUGUGUGCCCAGAAGGGGAACGGCUUCUCCAGGCAAAAUCCAAAUGCCGGAUCCUCCAGGACCUCAACGGACCAUUUGGCUCUUGUCACUUGCAAAUUAACCCGGAGCAUUACUUGUCCAAUUGCAUUCUUGAUGUCUGCAUCUCCCCAGGGGACAGCCAUGUCCUGUGCCAGUCUAUUCAAGCGUAUGCUGCAGCCUGCCAGAGAAGGAACAUAACGAUCUCUGCCUGGAGAAGCAAAGAUUUCUGUGCUCUUGCAUGUCCAGCAUACAGUCACUAUGAACUUUGUAACAAACUGGCACAUGGCCUUUGUUCCGGAAGUUGGCUCCAGAACUUCAGUGUACCCGUCUGUUCUGAAGGAUGUUCUUGUGAUGACAGCUACUUCCAAAGUGGCAACAAGUGCGUUCUUCAGGAGGAGUGUGGCUGUGAGCAUGACGGGCGCUACUACAAUGUUGGGGACCACAUCUGGCUCUCAGAUUGUGCUAAAAAAUGCACUUGUGAAUCCAGUGGUGUCUUCCGUUGCUUCAGAGCUAAAUGUAACCUGGACCAGCAGUGCAUCCUGAAAGAUGGACGGUUCGGCUGCCGCAGUCCACUGACCACCUGUGUCAUAACGGGGGAUCCCCACUACUUCACAUUUGAUGGUGCCGUGGUUCAUUUUCAGGGCACCUGCGACUACAAGGUGUCUCACACCUGUAACUCCUCUCAGGAUUUCUCCUUCCAGGUUGUGACUGCAAACAGACAUUUCCGGAACCCGCGCGUAUCCUUUGUUUACCGGGUGGAAAUCUGGCUUCAUACCAACCGUUCGAGUUCUCAUAUUGUCCUAGAGAGAGGCAAAGCAGUUCAUGUCAACGGCAGAAGGACUCAUUUACCAGCUCAGAUUGGAACCACUGCUGCGAUCUUCAGAUUGAGGAACAGGUUGACUGUGAGGACAAACGCCAGUGUGGAGAUCCAGUUCAACGGGGCCAGCAGCUUGUUCAUACGUGUGGGCCCAGAAUAUCAGAGCCGGCUUUGUGGGAUAUGUGGAAAUUUCAAUGGUGAUCCUACAGAUGAUAAAGUCCUACCCAGUGGAGUACAAGCUCUGAAUGAUACAGACUUGGGGAAUGCUUGGAUAGCAGACUCAGUCCCAGCAGGAUGCAGGAAUGAUGCUGGCGAUCUCGUCCCUUGUCCGAAACAACAGGAGUUUGAGCAAAUGUGCGCUAUUCUAAUGAACCACUCAGGGCUUUUUUCUGAGUGCCACUGGCAUGAAAAACCAGAUCCCUACUACAAGUCCUGUGUUUAUGACCUCUGCCAAUACGGCCUGAGCAAUCGCAUGCUGUGUGCAGCCAUCGAAGCCUAUGACGAGAUGUGCACCAUCGUUGGUGUGAAUUUGCCAGACUGGCGACAGGAAAUGGGAUGCAGCUUCACUUGUCCAGCCAACAGCUACUAUGACUUCUGUGGCACUGCCUGCCCGGCCACUUGUGACAACCUCAACGCACCUACCCAGUGCACCAAGCCGUGUAUUCCGGGCUGCUUCUGCCGUGAAGGGUACGUACUGAACUCUGGAGUCUGCGUCUCCCUGAGUAAGUGCGGUUGCAUGCUGGAUGGACACUAUUACCCGCUAGGAGACCAGGCCAUCCUGACAGACACAUGCAGCCAAAAAUGUCACUGCCGUCAGCCUGCACACGCCAUGGAAUGCCAUCCUCAUACCUGUGGAUCUCUGGAGAUAUGCAAGACUGUAAAUAGUGUACAGGGCUGUUACCCAAUGAAAUUCGGCAAGAUGUGGGUCUACGGCCACCCUCACUAUGUCACGUUUGAUGGCGUCGCUUUUGAUUAUCAAGGAGCUUGUAAAUAUACCCUGACGAAGUACUGCGGCCCUCUGGGCAAGCUUCCCAGUUUUACUGUCAAAGCACUGACUGAACAUGGAGGCUUCAUUUCAGUGGCUUGGAUAAGGCAGGUGGAGGUGGAGGUCCAUGGACAACAUAUCAUGAUGGCAGCAGGACAGUACGGGAAAAUACAGGUGAAUGAAGUUUUGGUCAACUUACCCUUCAUCUUUGCAUCGGGCAAAAUCUCUGCCUAUUACAGUGGUUCCUCUGUCAUCAUCCAGACCGAUUUUGGCCUCUCCAUUGCCUAUGGGUGGGCAACCUAUGUGUCAGUGUCUGUUCCAGAGACCUAUUCUGGCUCCCUGUGUGGCCUUGGUGGAAACUUCAAUGGUAACCAGGGUGAUGACUUCAGGACCUCCAACGGCUCAGUGGUUCAGGAUGCGAUCACCUUUGGCGACAGCUGGAAGGAUCUCCAUUCCCCUUUUCACUGCACAGCCAGUGGACCCUCUGCCACUUGUAACGACACAGAACAUGCUCGGUACAGAUCUCAGCAUUACUGUGGAGUCAUUAGUGACGAGAAUGGGCCAUUUAAAGGCUGUCGCAGCUCCACAGAUGUUCAGGUUCACUUGGAGAACUGUGUGAGGGACAUGUGCGCCACACAUGGCAGCUGGAAUGCCCUCUGUGAGCUCCUGACCAGUUUUGCCCAGCAGUGCCAGUCUGAUGGUGUUAACAUCCAGCCGUGGAGAGAGAUCACCAGAUGCGAUUGGAUUUGUCUGCCAAACAGCCGUUAUGUACUCUGUGGAUCUUCUUGCCCUGCCUCUUGUGCUCAGCCAGGUGGGCCCCCAAAUUGCCAGUCCGCCUGCUUAGAAGGGUGCCAGUGUAAACCCGGGUUUGUGCUGAGUGGCAUUAACUGCGUGCCUCAAGAAUGGUGUGGUUGUAGCGACAGUGGCCGCUACUAUUUGCCUGGAGAAACCUUCUUCUGGGAAGGAGAAAGUUGCCAGAAAAUGUACCAGUGCAACAGAGCCACCAAACUCAUUGAUGCUGCUGUCUCCUCGUGCAGUUCUGGAGAAAUCUGUGGGACUCGAAAAGGAGUGUACGGGUGUCACACACAGUCAGAUGCCACCUGCCAGGCUUCUGGGUUUCUCCACUACACCACAUUUGAUGGGCGACAUUAUGAUUUUCCAGGCACCUCCAGAUACAUCUUAGCUGAAACGUGCAAGGUGUCACAGUCUUUACCAUUCUUUAGGGUUGAGGUGAAGAAUAAGAAGCUGGCAAACAAUCUUUUAUCGGUAACAACAGAGGUACUGGUGUUGGUGAACGAUACUCGGAUACAUCUGCGGAGAGGACACCAGGGGACUGUCAAGAUUGAUGGUGUUGUUACAAUCCUGCCCUUAAAAACCCAAGGGAUUGUUGUUUAUCAGCAUGGGUUUCAGACAGUUUUGCAAACAGACAUUGGUCUAACUGUGAGCUACGGUACGACCCACGGUCUCUUUGUCACAAUUUCUCCGAAAUACCAUGGCCAUAUGUGUGGGCUAUGUGGGAAUUUCAAUGGAGUUAUCGACGAUGACUUUGUAAUACGGAAUGGGUCCGUGUUGAAGGAUGCCUCGAUCUUUGCAAUGGACUGGAAGUUAGACACCGCCCCGGAUGGUGUAGAUGACUUCAGUACUUCUUACGCUGGGUUUAUGGACAGGGAUCAUCUCAUCCGCUCAAAAUCCAUGUGCUGGAUUAUCCAGAACCCCAGUGGACCUUUUGCUUCUUGUCACUCCCAAGUUGAUCCAGAACCUUAUUUGACUGAUUGUAUAUAUGACGUGUACAUCUCUGCUGGGGACAUCAGUGCCAUGUGCCAGUCUAUUCAGACUUAUGUAUCAGCCUGCCAGAGAGCCGAUGUCCCCCUCUUGCCUUGGAGAAAAGAAUUCUUCUGUGCUGUGGAUUGCCCAGCGAACAGUCACUAUGAACUGUGCCAUCUUCCCUGCCAGAACCUGUGCAUGAGCGCUACGGUUAAAAACCUUUGCCAUCCCAUUUGCUCAGAAGGGUGCAUCUGCGAUGAUGGAUACUUGUGGGACGGAGUCCAAUGCAUUCGGCCUGAUCAAUGUGGCUGUGAGUACGACGGGCGGUACUACCCCGUUGGGGACCUUCUCUGGCUUCCUGAUUGUACGCAGAGAUGCAGUUGUGAUGCUCCUUCUACUUUCCGCUGCAUUCCGACAAGCUGUUACCCUGGCCAGCGAUGCGCAGUCAAAGAUGGGAAACUGGGCUGCCAGAACUUGCUGGCCACCUGCACCAUAUCGGGUGACCCACAUUACUUCACUUUUGAUGGGGCCGUGGCACACUUCCAGGGCACCUGUGCCUAUGAGAUAUCAAAGACUCGCCACUCCUCUUCUGACCUCUCAUUCCGGGUCGUGGCUGCAAACAAAAAUUUCCAGAACCGCCGGGUGUCCUUUGUUUACAAAGUGGAAAUAUGGCUCAGUUCCAAGCAUUUCAGUUCCCAUGUUGUCCUGGAGCAAGGCAGAGAUGUGCUGGUUGAUGGGACUCCAACCCUUUUACCAGCCCAGCUGAAGGAAGUGGCCAACAUCACACGAAAAAGGAACAUGGUGACACUGAGAGCGCAUCCUAAUCUGGAGAUCCAGUACAACGGCCGCCAUACCCUAUUUGUCCGUGUAGGGCCAGAAUACCAGGGGAAGCUGUGUGGGAUGUGUGGGAACUUCAACGGCAUUCGAAAAGAUGACAAAGUUCUCCCUGAUGGGAAGAGGGCCAAGAAUGACUUGGAGUUUGGAAAUGCUUGGAUUUCAGACACCAGCCCCUCAAGGUGUGUAAAGGACCCUGGUAAAUCUGAGCCAUGCCUAGAACUGCCUGCAUUUGAGCGAAUGUGUGCGAUCCUCAGAAAUGCUUCGGGGCCUUUCUCCGAGUGUCAUUGGCACGAGAGCCCAGAUCCUUACUAUGAGUCUUGCAUUUACGACCUCUGCCACUAUGGCCUGGGCAACCGCAUGCUCUGCGCAGCCAUUGAAGCCUACGAUGAAAUCUGCACCGUGGUUGGGGUGAAGUUGCCAGACUGGAGGCGAGCGCUUGGAUGUGAUAUCACCUGCCCGGCCAACUCUUACUAUGACUUCUGUGGCACAGCCUGUGCUGCCACCUGUGCCAAUCUGACUGCUCCUGCUAACUGCACUGAGCCCUGUGUGGCUGGAUGCUUCUGUCAGGAGGGAUAUGUCCUGAAUGCUAGCAUCUGUGUGCUCCGGGAUAAAUGUGGCUGUGUACUAGAUGGGCAGUUUUACCAGCCGGGAGAUUCAGUGAUCCUGACAGACACCUGUAGCAAGAAAUGCUCCUGUGUGGCAUCUGGCUGGGCCAUGGAGUGCCAGGACUACAAGUGUGGGGCUCUGGAGACCUGCAAACUUGUGAACGGCAUGCGGGGCUGCCACCCUGUGCAAUACGGCACCAUGUUGGCAUUGGGCUACCUGCACUAUAUCACGAUGGAUGGUGUGAUGUUCAGCUAUCAAGGAGUUUGCAGGUACCCUCUGAGCAAGUACUGUGGCCCUCCCGGGCAGCUUCCUGCUUUCUCUGUCUAUGCAAGCAACGGGCACAAGAGCUCUAUCGGAGCAUCCUGGACCAGACUAAUAGAGCUCAGUGUCUACGGGGAACGCAUCGCUGUGGCAGGAGGGAAGGAGAAGAAGGUACAGGUGAACGGCAUCUUGGUUAACCUGCCCGUUGUCCUUGCCGCAGGGAAGGUCUAUGCCUAUUUUAGUGGCUCCGCUGUCAUCCUCCAGACAGAUUUUGGCCUCUCUGUAUCCUAUGACAGGUCAUACUACGUGUCCGUUUCUAUUCCCGAGACCUACUCUGGUCUCCUCUGUGGCCUUGGUGGAAAUUUCAAUGGGAACCAGAGCGAUGACUUCAAAACUCCAAAUGGUUCGGUGGUUCAGGAUGCAGCAGCUUUUGCCGAUAGCUGGAAAGACACCCCCUGCCUUUCUCCCGUCACAGCUGUCAGACUCCUGCCCACAUGCAACGAGAUGGAACUAGCCCAGUACAGAUCCCGGAACGACUGUGGAGUUAUUAGUGAUGUGAAUGGGCCAUUUAAAGAGUGCCACAACACCGCAUAUCUUCAGAUCCACGUGGAGAUCUGUGCGAGGGAUAUGUGUACCACACAGGGCAAUCACAAGACACUCUGCAAAGCUCUGCAGAGUUACGCUUGGCAGUGCCAGGUUCGUGGCAUUACCAUACAGCCAUGGAGAGAGAUUGUUGGGUGUGAAUUAAAUUGCCCUCCGAAGAGCCGUUAUAUAUUCUGUGGAUCUUCUUGUCCUGCUUCUUGUGCCCAACCAGCCGGGCCCCCAAACUGCCCGUCUGCCUGUUUAGAAGGAUGCCAGUGUGAACUUGGGUUUGUGCUGAGCGGCACUGCCUGCGUACCUCAGGAGCAGUGUGGCUGCACCUAUAACAGUCGCUACUACCUGCCUGGAGAAACCUUCUUCUGGGAAGGAGAAAAUUGCCAGAAAACGUACCAAUGCAAUGGAUCCACCUAUGCUGUUGAUGCUGCUGUCUCCUCGUGUGGUUCUGGAGAACAUUGUGGGGUUCAGAAGGGGGUGUACAGGUGUCAUACACAGUCAGAUGCCACCUGCCAGGCUUCUGGGUUUCUCCACUACACCACAUUUGAUGGGCGACAUUAUGGUUUUCUGAGCAUCUCCAGAUACAUCUUUGCUGAAGUGUGCAGGGGGUCACAGUCUUUACCAUUCUUUAGAGUUGAGGUGAAGAACGAGAAGCUGCCAAACAGUCCUUUGCCGGUAACAUCAGAGGUGCUGGUGGUGGUGAACCAUACUCAGAUACAGCUGCAGAGAGGACACCAGGGGACUGUCAAGGUUGAUGGGGUGAUUGUGAACCUCCCGGUGAACAUUCAAGCACUAGGAAUCACCCUUUAUAUGCAUGGGAUGCUUACAAUUUUACAGACAAACUUUGGUUUAACCGUCAGCUAUGAUCUGGCCCACAGUCUCUUUGUCACGCUUUCUCCAAAAUACCUCGGCCAAACAUGUGGGCUGUGCGGGAACUUCAAUGGGGUGACUGAUGAUGACUUUAUGAUGCGAAACGGGUCUACGGCAAAGUUUGUCUCGGACUUUGCUAUGGAUUGGAAGUCAGAAACUGGCCCUGGUGGCCUUGAUAACUUCAGUUAUUCUUAUCCUGAGUUUGUGGAAGAGGAACGUCUCAUCCAGUUAAAAUCCAUGUGCUGGAUCAUCCAGAAUCCCCUUGGGCCUUUUGCCUCUUGCCACUCCCAGGUGGAUCCAGAAGAUUAUUUGACAGAUUGUGUGUUUGACCUGUACGUUUCGUCUGGAGACACUGUCGUUUUGUGCCAGUCUGUUCAGACAUAUGCAGCAGCUUGCCAGAGGGCGAAUGUCACUAUCUCUCCUUGGAGGAAAGAUAUUUUCUGCAAUGCAGACUGCCAGGCCAACAGCCACUACGAGUUCUCUGGGGCUUCCUGUCAGGACUCCUGUUUUAAUGCUUUGAUUCAGCCCCAUUGCCUUCUCAUGGGCUUGGAAGGGUGUUUCUGUGACAGAGGGUACCUGCAGAGUGGAGAUAGCUGCAUCCCACAGGAGGAGUGUGGCUGCGUGCAUAAUGGGCUACAUUAUAAGAUUGGAGAGCAUGUAUGGCUCAGUCGUUGCCAUGAGAGGUGCCGCUGUAAUGGCCCCUCCAAAUUCCACUGCAUCCCAGCUAGCUGUGGCCCCGGCCAAAAGUGUGCCAUAAAGAACGGGAAACUGGGAUGUCAGAAUCGUCUGGCUACCUGCACGGUGACCGGGGACCCCCAUUACAUCACUUUUGAUGGGGCCAUGGCACAUUUCCAGGGCACUUGUGCCUAUGAGAUCUCCAGGGUUUGCCACACGGCUCGUCAGUUCUUCCGGGUUGUUGCCGAGAACCGGAAUCGCGGGAACCCUCGUGUGUCUUUUGUGACCCGAGUGGAAGUCUGGCUGCAGAGCGGAGCGCUGAGCUCUCACAUUGUUCUAGGGAACAGUCAAAUAGUGGAGGUCAACCAGGAUAAAGUGCACCUGCCCCACUCCCUGGGGGCCCUGGGCAACAUUUCCAAGAUCAAAAACAUGCUGACGAUCAAGACAGCAUUCAAUACGGAGAUCCAGUAUAACAGCCGCCACACUUUGUUUAUCCGUGUGGGACCAGAAUACCAGGGGAAGUUGUGCGGGAUGUGCGGGAAUUUCAAUGGCAUCCGUGAAGACGACAAAGUCCUGCCCAAUGGGAACAAGGCCCAGAACGACUCACAGUUUGGCAAUGCCUGGAAAACCGAGACAAGCCCAGUAGGGUGCUUAGAUGAUGCUGCAGCACUAGAACCCUGCAAAGGUCCCCCGGAACAUGAAGAGCUCUGUGGGGCCCUGCGUAGCCAUCCAGGACCUUUUUCUGAGUGCCACUGGCACGUGGACCCUUCUCCUUUUUAUUCCGCCUGCCUGUAUGACUUAUGCCUCUAUGGGAUGGCCCAUGGGAUGCUCUGCAUGGCCUUCAGUGCUUAUGAGGAAAUGUGCCUCCUUCAUGGGGUCUUCGUCAGCAGCUGGAGAGCAGCCAUCCAGUGCCCUGCUGCCGACCCCUGCAUUGACGUAGCAUGCGGAGCGAAUGAGUGGUGCGGAGAACAGAAAGAGACCUGGGGCUGCUUCUGCCACAAAGAUUACAGCCCCGCCCAAUUGGCUGAUUAUGAUUAUCAGCUGACCUGUCACGGCAGCAACAGCUUUGUCUCCUUCUCCCGCUGCCUUCUGUUCACCGAUGGUUUCCCCUCAGAAAGGGUGCAACUAGCUGAUCCCACUUGCACUGGCACGCUUGUGGGAGACAGGCUGUUCUUCCACUUUGACGUUGUGCGGAAGACCUGUGGGACGACAGUGGAGGUCAACGCAACCCAUGCCGUCUACUCCAACGUGGUACAGGGUCAUGUGGAGAACACCUACGGAGGGGUGAUCAGCAGAGACAGAUUCCUCUUCCUGCGUUUCUCCUGCACCUUCCCACUGAACAUGAACCUUACCAUGGCUUCUGUCGUUCAUCCGAUCCAGGACAUUGUUAAUGCGACUCUCGCCUCUGGACAAGGGAGCUAUCAAGCUAUCAUGGCCUUGUACGAAGACCCGCAGUACAGCAAGCCCUUCACCCAGAGCCCCGUCCCACUCACGGUCAACCGCAGAGUCUACGUGGGCAUCAGUAUUUCGGGGGCAGACCCCACCCGGUUUGUGAUGACCUUGUCGUCCUGCUGGGCCACACCGGACGGGGACCCCUCUUCCAGCAUUCAGUGGGAUCUCAUCACCAACCAGUGCCCCGUGCUACAAGAUGGCACAGUGGUAGUUGAAGAAGAUGGCAUCUCCCUCCUGGGCCGCUUCUCCUUCAGCAUCUUUUCAUUCAUCCCAGACUUGGAAGAGAUGUACGUGCACUGCCGCAUCCGCCUUUGCAGCUUCCGCACAGCCAACUGCACUGUGAACUGCGAGAAGCCAGGCCCUGCGAUUGCUGGAAGGAAGCCUCCAUCGGGCAUCAUUUCAGCCGGCCCUGUCUCAAGAUACAGAGAGUCUCUUCACCGAGGGCUACGGCUGGCCGGUGGAAGCUGCAGUGCCUCCCUCACCGCUGUCCUGCUUCUGCUGAUGUGCACCAUUUCUUCUUGCCUGACGGGCAGCUGA